GUGGGGGAACACAAGAAUUGCCUUGUCAGACGUCCCUGGGAAGCCGUUAACCAGGGAAUGAGGAACUAUCCUCUGUACAUCAAGAGCAUUCCGACAGAAAAUGAACUGAAGUUCCACUACACAGUCCACACGUCUCUUGAUGUUGUGGAUGAGAAAAUCUCUGCUAUGGGAAAAGCUCUUGUGGACCAGAGAGAGCUCUACCUGGGGUUGCUCUACCCAACUGAAGACUACAAAGUAUAUGGCUACGUGACCAAUUCCAAGGUGAAGUUUGUGAUGGUGGUGGAUUCUUCCAACACGGCACUCAGGGACAACGAAAUCCGCAGUAUGUUCAGGAAGCUGCACAAUUCCUUCACAGAUGUCAUGUGCAACCCCUUUUAUAAUCCUGGGGACCAGAUCCAAUCCAGGGCCUUUGACAACAUGGUGACAUCCAUGAUGGUGCAAGUUUGUUGAAGCUUCUGCCUCUUCUUCCAGCUGCUUUACCUGAGACAACUUGCCCCACUGUACAGAAUUGUUUGUCGUGUAUAUUCUGCCUUCCAAAAUCCCACAUUGUAUAAUAAAACCAUUAACUUAAA
Molecule: messenger RNA, 572 nt
Organism: Zootoca vivipara (common lizard)
Lineage: Eukaryota; Metazoa; Chordata; Lepidosauria; Squamata; Lacertidae
Gene: TRAPPC2L
Product: trafficking protein particle complex subunit 2L
Biological process (GO): endoplasmic reticulum to Golgi vesicle-mediated transport
Source: RefSeq, a predicted model, not a curated record